UUCCCAGGUAAAUAGAUGAAUUCAACAGACAAGCUUGGUUGAGAUCCAGAAGAAUUAAAGAACCCCACAGCUACCAAUUCUAAUUUUAAUAAUAUUACUAAAAAUAUUUUCAAAUAAAGAGCUUACCAAACUUUAGAAUGUUGAAUCCUCCUAUUGUAAUUUCUUCUUGUAACGCCGCCCGUCCAUUUCCGGCGUCGUCCAUUCCCGGAAUUCUAUUCCCUUCCGCCGCCGCUGCCAUUAAAUCCGAUAAUCCCAAUCCCAAUCUCCGUAACUGUAAGGAGCGUCACAUCAAUAGUUUUCAUAACUAUCUUUACUUUAAUAUUACAUCUACUGCUACUUCUUCUUCUUGUCUCCUCCGCCCUCCUUCUGCGGGAUCUUUCCUCUCCUCAUCCCUCUCCGGCUUUUCUUCCUCGCUUAACAGAACCAGGGGCGGCGACGGCGACGGCGACGGCGACGGCCGGCGGGAUAAGAACUUGUCCAUGGGUGGUUUCACGGAUGUAGCCGCGUUGGAUUCAUCGGCUGCUCGAAAGAUACCUCGACUGAAUGCUGCCGUCCUCGGGGAGUCUCUUGCUACCGAAGAUGAUCAGCUCAUUUUAUCUAGCGAUCAAUUCUCUUCCAACGCUCAUAUUUCUUCCUACCAUCAGUAUUUGGAGAUGUACAAAAGGUCCAUUGAAGAUCCUGCUGGAUUUUGGUCCGACAUUGCGUCUUCCGAGUUCUUCUGGAAACAGAAAUGGGAUCAGCAAGUCUAUUCUGAAAAUCUUGAUGUCCGAAAAGGAGAAAUCAAGAUAGAGUGGUUUAAAGGCGGAAUUACCAACAUUUGUUAUAACUGCCUUGAUAGAAAUAUUGAGGCUGGACUUGGGGACAAGGUUGCUAUUUACUGGGAAGGAAAUGAGCCUGGUUUUGAUGGCACCUUAACUUACAUUGAGCUUCUACACAAAGUUUGUCAGCUAGCAAACUUCCUGAAAGAUAAUGGGGUCAGAAAAGGUGAUGCUGUUGUAAUUUAUAUGCCCAUGCUAAUGGAGCUUCCUAUUGCCAUGCUUGCUUGUGCUCGAAUUGGUGCUGUUCAUUCGGUUGUUUUUGCGGGGUUUUCUUCAGAAUCUCUCGCUCAAAGAAUCAUAGAUUGCAAACCAAAAAUUGUGAUUACUUGCAAUGCUGUUAAACGGGGUUCUAAAGUUAUCUACCUUAAAGACAUCAUAGAUGCUGCUCUCAUAGAAUCAGCACAAAAUGCAGUCUCUGUAGCAACAUGCCUUACCUAUGAGAAUAAGUCAGCGCUAAAGAGAGAAUCUACUAAAUGGAAGGAAGGGAGGGAUAUAUGGUGGCAGGAUGUUGUGCCUACAUAUCCAACCACAUGUACGGUGGAGUGGGUUGACGCAGAGUAUCCACUUUUCCUGCUUUAUACUAGUGGGAGUACUGGAAAGCCAAAGGGUGUUCUUCAUACAACUGGAGGAUACAUGGUAUAUACUGCAACAACAUUCAAGUAUGCAUUUGAUUACAAACCAUCUGACGUGUACUGGUGUACAGCUGACUGUGGUUGGAUCACUGGGCACAGCUAUGUCACAUACGGGCCUUUGCUCAAUGGAGCUAGUGUUAUUGUCUUUGAAGGGGCUCCAAAUUAUCCUGAUCCUGGACGCUGUUGGGACAUAGUUGAUAAGUAUAAGGUGACAAUAUUCUAUACUGCUCCAACAUUGGUACGGUCCCUCAUGCGUGAAGGGAAUGAGCAUGUCACUCGCUACUUGAGAAAAUCCUUACGAGUUCUUGGAAGUGUGGGCGAGCCCAUCAAUCCCAGUGCAUGGAGGUGGUUCUACAACGUGGUUGGAGAGUCGCGGUGUCCUAUAUCAGACACUUGGUGGCAAACUGAAACUGGUGGCUUCAUGAUUACUCCAUUACCAGGUGCAUGGUCUCAGAAGCCGGGUUCUGCUACUUUUCCCUUUUUUGGAGUUCAGCCCGUACUGGUGGAUGAAAAAGGGAAUGAGAUUGAAGGUGAAUGCAGUGGAUAUUUAUGCUUGAAAAGCUCAUGGCCUUCAGCAUUUAGAACUCUGUACAAUGAUCAAGAAAGAUACGAAACGACUUACUUCAAGCCAUUCCCUGGCUAUUACUUUAGCGGUGAUGGCUGCACCAGGGAUAAGGAUGGAUACUACUGGCUUACUGGAAGAGUUGAUGAUGUUAUAAAUGUCAGUGGGCAUCGUAUUGGCACAGCAGAAGUGGAAUCUGCCCUAGUUUCACAUCCCCAAUGUGCAGAAGCUGCUGUAGUUGGUGUUGAGCACGAGGUCAAAGGACAAGGCAUUUAUGCAUUUGUGACUCUAGUGGAUGGUGUUUCUUAUAGCGAAGAGCUCCGGAAAAGCCUUAUUAUCACUGUUAGAAAGCAGAUAGGGGCUUUUGCAGCACCUGACAAAAUCCAUUGGGCACCUGGACUUCCAAAAACAAGGAGUGGAAAAAUAAUGAGGAGGAUUCUAAGGAAAAUUGCCUCUAAGCAGUUGGAGGAACUUGGAGAUAUUAGCACGCUUGCAGAUCCCGGUGUGGUCGAUCAACUCAUCGAGCUUGCUGAUUGCUGAAGGUGAGAACUGUAUCAAGUGGGACGAGUUUGAGAGGUUUUAAGCAAAUUUAGAGUUUGUUGGCAAUUGAGUGAGAGCAUGUGUUGAGAACUAGAUGUUAAACAUUUAUUUCUGACUUGCCCUGAGCAGAACCAUUUCGUUGUGUGCUGGGCAAGUCCACAAAGUUCUUAAAUAAGGUUGAAUCCCUCCCACCCAUUUUUAUAAUGGUCUGUUUGAAAUUACUUAAAAAGAAAAAAAUAUUUUCAAAAAGUUCAUUUUCAUUUAAACACUUUUGAUAAAA
Molecule: messenger RNA, 2832 nt
Organism: Benincasa hispida (wax gourd)
Lineage: Eukaryota; Viridiplantae; Streptophyta; Magnoliopsida; Cucurbitales; Cucurbitaceae
Product: acetyl-coenzyme A synthetase, chloroplastic/glyoxysomal
Molecular function (GO): acetyl-CoA synthetase activity; AMP binding
Source: RefSeq, a predicted model, not a curated record